AUGCCUACUAAAAAGAAGAAAGCAGAUCAUAAAACCCUAACUCAAAGGUUCGGGGGCUUUAAAGGCCCCUUUUCAGUAUUUUCAAGGUUGUUAUAUGGGAAAUUCUCGAUUUUUGCGUUCAUUGUUGGCUUUGUGGCGUUCACUCUACACAUGCCCAUACAGUUUAUAUCGGUUAGUUCAAGGCACGUUGCAGUAGCUUUCAAUAUUCCUAAAAAGACAACAGGUAUAUAUUUUACGAAGUUUUACAGCCUAAGGGCUCUUGUAACCCUAAUAGCUUCCUCAAUUACAUAUGCCAUAAAGUGGUUUGUUCCAGAGGAUAAUAUAUUUUUCACGCUUUUGUUUUGUGUCGUGAUGGUUGUAUCCAGGCUACUUCUCUUGGUUUAUGUCUAUAUAUCUAAAAACCCUGCACUUGAUAUCUAUAACUUUUAUGUUCUCGAGGCUUUAUCGCUCGGAUUGUUUCAGAUGACUUUCUAUACUCUGACACCAGAGUAUGUAUCACUAUUAUCAGUAACCUUUAAGCUUUCAAGAAUUACUUUGUUUCUCCUACAAAUGAUUAUGGACAGGUUCGUAUUUGAUAAUCCUCUUUUAAUGGUAAAGAUCCACUUUUGGAUUAUUUUCAUAUUCAGUUUUCUCUCAACAGUGUUCUGGUUCUACUAUUCAAUAGUUAAAGUAAGAAACGAUCUUCGUGAACAGGAGGAAAAUACAGAAGAUAAAGAGAAUAGGGGUGAUAAGUUAGAAAAAAAUGAACAACAGAUGGAAAAUCUAAAGGAAACUAGGUUCGAUAAAUUGGAAAAUAAAAAGGAGAAUAGGAAUACUGGUUCCAAGAGAUUCUCGGUUAAAGAAAUGGUUAAAUACAAAUAUUCAAGGGAACCGGAUCCUGAGAAAUUAAGGCUUUCAGAACCUAGCUUUUUAAGGCACAUGAUUAAUUGUAUUUCCCCCUUCAUGAUGUGUUUGGUAACACUAAUCAUGAAGACUAUUUUGUAUCCUGGUAUAUUACCAUAUUCUCUCCUGGAAAGGGAUAAGUGUCAUACAAUAAACAUGUAUAGAACUCCCGUUGGACUAAUUGGUACACUAAUUGUUCACGUAAUUAAGAUACAUUGUGACUCCAUCAACAUGAGAUGGAAAUGGUACUGGCAUCUAUUUUGGGUCUUUGCCAUUCCUCCUGCCUUUAUAUUCUACCUUUGCUUUGCAGCUUUACAUACAAAUGGGCCUCUAGCUCAGAGAAUUAUCAACUCUGAAGGCACAGUUCUAGCAAUGUCAACAGUUUUCUAUCUAUGUCAUACAAUUGUUGAAACUGCUGGGUACCUAGGUGUGGUUUCAAACGUUAAAUACUGCGGAAGGUUCUUUGAUAGGGGAUUAAAGGUCAUAGCAACCAACCAAAUUUCAGGAAUAAUAUGCUCCUUUAUUUUUUACAAGUUUGCAGUGGGAUACAACGUGACUAGGACCAUGACGAACCGACACCCACCAGAAGAUUCCAGCUUCAUUUAUAAGCUGUGGUUCUGGGUUCACAACUCAAUAACAACCGGUUUUAUGGACUUCCUCAAAGAUUUCAAAAUGAACAUUAGGGAUUACAUUUAGUUUUUUCUUGAAAGUGAAGAUUAGUCGAGAGAAUUUCAAUAUACCAAAUAUGACAUCUCGGGUUUAUAAAACAUCAUUAAAUAUUCUUGCAACUUCC
Theileria parva strain Muguga is the source of this 1675-nucleotide messenger RNA. RefSeq names its product Tpr-like protein. Bases 1 to 1578 code for a protein of 525 amino acids. The transcript has a single exon. Lineage: Eukaryota; Apicomplexa; Aconoidasida; Piroplasmida; Theileriidae. The record is from RefSeq and is a predicted model, not a curated record.